AUGCGCCUUUGCCGUCACCGGGCCCGAGGGUCGCUGUCGGCGUCAUUACGCCAAAUCCUCCCAGCCCUUUUAAAGCCUGAGGUGGCAGCAACGCUGAAACGCACAGUGGAAACUUUGAUGGAGAAAGGAGCCGUGGUGAGAAAUUUGGAAAACCUGGGAGAAAGGACCCUGCCAUAUAAAAUCUCAAAGCACAAUCAACGCCACACGAGAGGAGGGUAUUUUUUGAUAGACUUUGUUUCCCCACCAGCAGCUGUUUCAGAUGUGUUGGAGCAUUUAGGACGUGACAUUGAUAUAAUCAGGUCUUCUGUUUUGAAACAUCAAGUGAUAAAGACCGAAGAAUGUAUGGGUAUAAUCCCAGUCAACUAUGAAGAUAACCUGAUUACAAAGCAGAAAUAAAGAGCUGAAAACCAUGGA
Euleptes europaea (tarantolino) is the source of this 414-nucleotide messenger RNA. RefSeq names its product mitochondrial ribosomal protein S6 (gene MRPS6). Gene Ontology annotation, molecular function: small ribosomal subunit rRNA binding; structural constituent of ribosome. Gene Ontology annotation, cellular component: ribosome; mitochondrial small ribosomal subunit. NCBI's taxonomy places the organism in Eukaryota, Metazoa, Chordata, Lepidosauria, Squamata, Sphaerodactylidae. The transcript has 3 exons. The record is from RefSeq and is a predicted model, not a curated record. Gene Ontology annotation, biological process: translation. The coding region runs from base 1 to 396 and encodes 131 amino acids.